Sphaeramia orbicularis (orbiculate cardinalfish) is the source of this 661-nucleotide messenger RNA. It is a transcript of the gene cox7a2l, whose product is annotated as cytochrome c oxidase subunit 7A2 like. Gene Ontology annotation, cellular component: respiratory chain complex IV. The transcript has 3 exons. Lineage: Eukaryota; Metazoa; Chordata; Actinopteri; Kurtiformes; Apogonidae. The coding region runs from base 86 to 433 and encodes 115 amino acids. The record is from RefSeq and is a predicted model, not a curated record. Gene Ontology annotation, biological process: mitochondrial respirasome assembly; regulation of oxidative phosphorylation; mitochondrial electron transport, cytochrome c to oxygen.
CUUCCCUCGACGGUCGCAACAGGAAGACCCUUACCGGGUUGCAUUUUGUUGUGGAUAACACCUUUCCACGUCCUUCACUUGUAAAAUGUACUAUAAAUUCAGCGGAUUCACACAGAAACUGACGGGAGCGGCUCCUGCCACCGCCUACAGCCCUCAGGGGCUGAGGCCGGGGGUGCCUACAGAGUCGCCGACCAUGAUCUUCGCCACACCCACCAAAAUAGUGUCAGAGGGCAGCGCCGUGGCAGAGUUCAUGGGCAAAAACAAGGUGGCGGAUCUGCAGAAGAUAUUCCAGACGGCCGACAGCAUCCCCGUCCAUUUGAAAGGAGGAAUCCCAGACAGACUACUGUACCGCACCACCAUGGCCCUGACCAUCGGAGGCGCUAUGUACUGUCUGGUGGCUCUGUACAUCGCAGCCCAGCCUCAGAAUAAGUGACCAACGCAAGAUUCAGGGUGAGAGGGAUCCAGCUUCGACUUGUUGCUGCUGCGUCGCCUGUGAAAUCAAGUUUUCAUCAUCACAUGAUUUGCCGCCAGUUAAGACUCUUAGGAAUCACGAUGAUGACGAUCAGAGGUCAUCGGGGUCGGAGCAACGCAUAAAUUAUAGUGUUUGUUUUCUGUGUACAAAAAGAGUUCUACGUCAAUAAAAUUUAACAAUAAAACAGUC